Messenger RNA from Trichomonas vaginalis G3, 381 nucleotides. RefSeq names its product SANT/SWI3/ADA2/N-CoR/TFIIIB'' DNA-binding domain-containing protein. The record is from RefSeq and is a predicted model, not a curated record. NCBI's taxonomy places the organism in Eukaryota, Parabasalia, Trichomonadida, Trichomonadidae. The transcript has a single exon. The coding region runs from base 1 to 381 and encodes 126 amino acids.
AUGCCAGAAGUCUUAAGGUGGGAAUCAAAAUUGGACGCUUCAAUUAAGGCGUCAGAAAUUCCUCAAAAGAACUUUGAUGAAGAAAUCAUAAAUCUAAAUCAGAAAGACAUAUCGAAUGAAUCUCGAUUUGCGAGUAUAAUGCGAUUGAAUUCACGAUGCCCCAUGAACUUACUUCUUUUUUCAUUUCCAGCACCAUUAAACAAGAAGGAUGAAUACAUCAAGGCAGUCAAAGAUCGAUUGUCUACAAAUACUGAAAUGAAAACAUUCAACGUUGCAAUCCGCGAAUACUUUGCUGCUAAGGAUUCAUCUAUGCGUAAUCCUGAGUCAAGAGAUCAAAUAUGUGAAGAUUUUGUUUCCAGAUUUAUUAGAAAUGAGAUAUGA